Dromaius novaehollandiae (emu) is the source of this 1750-nucleotide messenger RNA. It is a transcript of the gene HOXD10, whose product is annotated as homeobox D10. Gene Ontology annotation, cellular component: nucleus. The transcript is spliced from 2 exons. Gene Ontology annotation, molecular function: DNA-binding transcription factor activity, RNA polymerase II-specific; RNA polymerase II cis-regulatory region sequence-specific DNA binding. Gene Ontology annotation, biological process: regulation of transcription by RNA polymerase II. The coding region runs from base 131 to 1150 and encodes 339 amino acids. Lineage: Eukaryota; Metazoa; Chordata; Aves; Casuariiformes; Dromaiidae. The record is from RefSeq and is a predicted model, not a curated record.
CCGGCGGCCGCUGCCAUUGGCCCGGCUGUCAUGUGGUCGCGCGGAGGCAUCCGCAAUUACACGGGAAUGUUUUCCUAGAGAUGUCAGCCUACAAAGGACACAAUCUCUCUUCCUCAAAUUCCUCCCCAAAAUGUCCUUUCCCAACAGCUCUCCUGCCGCUAAUACUUUUUUAGUAGAUUCUCUCAUCAGUGCGUGCAGGAGUGACAGUUUCUACUCCAACAGCGCCAGCAUGUAUAUGCCACCUAGCACAGACAUUGGGACUUAUGGGAUGCAAACCUGUGGACUCCUACCGUCUCUGGCUAAAAGAGAAGUUAAUCACCAAAAUAUGGGUAUGAAUGUACAUCCUUAUAUACCUCAAGUAGACAGUUGGACAGACCCGAACAGAUCUUGUCGAAUAGAGCAACCUGUUACACAGCAGGUCCCCACUUGUUCCUUCACUACAAAUAUUAAAGAAGAAAGCAAUUGCUGCAUGUAUUCCGAUAAGAGAACAAAACUCAUUUCUUCAGACGUCCCUUCCUACCAGAGGCUGGUGUCUGAAUCAUGCCCCGUUGAAAACCCCGAGGUUCCUGUCCCAGGAUAUUUUAGACUGAGCCAGACCUACGCCACUGGGAAAACCCAAGAGUACAAUAAUAGCCCUGAAACGAGUUCAACUGUAAUGUUACAGUUAAACCCUCGCGGCAGCUCCAAACCGCAGAUAUCUUCUCAACUUCAGAUGGAAAAGAAAAUGAAUGAAAAUCCGAACAACCAAGACAGCACAGCUAAAGUCUCUCAAGUGGAAAGUCCCGAGCCCAAGUCCACGUUGCAAGACGAAAGGAGCUGCCUGCCUGAAGGCUCUGUGUCCAGCCCAGAAGUCCAGGAGAAGGAGAGUAAAGAGGAAAUCAAGUCUGAUACUCCAACAAGCAAUUGGCUAACUGCAAAGAGUGGCAGAAAGAAGAGGUGUCCUUACACUAAGCACCAAACACUGGAAUUAGAGAAAGAGUUCUUAUUCAAUAUGUAUCUCACUCGAGAGCGCCGCCUAGAGAUCAGUAAGAGCGUAAACCUCACUGACAGGCAGGUCAAGAUUUGGUUUCAAAACCGCAGAAUGAAGCUCAAGAAGAUGAGCAGGGAGAACCGAAUCCGAGAACUGACCGCUAAUCUGACCUUCUCUUAAAGCUGCCCGGGGUGCGCGCAGGCAGCCAGGGGCGCAGCCCCGCCGCUUGCUCAAUGCAGGAGAGACUUUGACAAAACCCUUCAUUUUCCAUUUUUUUUCCGAUAGAAUGUGACUCUUCGUCCUUAUUUUAGCGCUGCAAGUGAAUAUGUAUUACUAUGAUGAGUAUAUAUAAAACCUAGCACGUGUAAUUUAUUUUUGUUCUCAUCGUAAUGCAGGGUAACUAUUAUUGAAUAUGAUCAUUUGGUCUUAACUUAUUGGAACUGUCGAACAUCCAAACAAUGUGACUUUUUCAUGUUUUUACUAACAAAAUGGUAUUUAUGUGGGGCUAUUACACGGGCCAUAACAUUUUGAGUACAUUCAAUACUUUAAGAAAAAAGGGGGGAAAACUUUGGGGAGGGGGGGAAAGAGAAGCACAUUAUAAUGUAACUAUCCUCUCAAAUGAACUUAGAGAUUGUCCUUCGUAAGAUGGAAUAUUUCAUCCUUCUCCAUUGUAGACAUUUUCUUGUGGUGCAUAUGUGGAAUAGUAGUCGUUCAACAGCAAUAUGUCCUUCUUGUGCAUGUUCUAUUCGCAUGUAUAAUGCAAUAAACUCUGUAAACUAC